GGCAGUGAUGAAGAAUUUGAACGUCGAGUUCAAGUAGCGCGCAAACUGACGAAAUCAACCGGCGAAUUGCUGGUGCAGAAGGAUGUGUUCUUCAAUAUUUUGGAUGAUAUUAAAGGUGGUAGAUUUAAACUACGCUACCUACAGCCACCUAUGCCUUCACAACUUAUAUAUUAUGUACGACCCAACAAGACCGGCCCAAAACUUUCAACAUUUAACAGAUUAGAUGUAGAUGAUCCCGCAUUGCUGGAAAAGAUUUUGGCCCAA
Bactrocera oleae (olive fruit fly) is the source of this 264-nucleotide messenger RNA. Lineage: Eukaryota; Metazoa; Arthropoda; Insecta; Diptera; Tephritidae. The record is from RefSeq and is a predicted model, not a curated record.